CUCGUAGCUGGUAGCGUGGAGUUCACAGCAGAGCAGAAGGAGAGGAGGUCGCUGUAGUAGUGUGGAAAAAAAGUUACAGAAACUCGAAAGUGAACCGUCUCCGAUAGUGUCGUUUCAUGGUGACAAACUCCAGAUUCUAAGGUAACUCGCUGUUGGUAUGAAACAGUCACUAAACGGGUAAAACAACAACAUUUAUCUCGGGCUCGCUGACUUCUGCAUGGUCGCUAGCUAGCUAACGUUAGCCGAAGGAGCUACUUGGCUAGCUGGCUAGCGGGGUCCAGCCCAAAAGUUGUUUACCUCAACUUUUAGAUGUGGUCACCCCUUGAGUUAUUCACGAAUUUUCUCUGGGAUAAGAGAGCAAGGACCAAAACUUCACACUGGAUUUAACACUGCGCGCUGUUAGGAAACUAGCAGGAUGUCCGCAGAGGUUGAGUGUAGUCAGGUUGAGUCUGGUUUGACAGCGGCCAGCUCCGGCGGAGGAGCGGAGAAGAACCAAAACAAGUCCGCAGGGUCUCCGCUGCAGAAAGCGGCCAGAGAACACGAAGAGCACGGCCAGACGAGCUCCGAGAGCCAGCAGCCGGGUGGCCACAGUACCGAAGAAGCCAAAAGCCCUGCGGACAUGCACAAGAAAUGCAAAGAAAACGACAAAGAAAACGACCAAAGCGGCAACGCUGACUCUGCUGUCGAGACCGUGAAGCGGAAAGUGGUGGAGGCUCCACCACCCAAAGUCAACCCCUGGACUAAGAGGACCACGGGGAGAGUGCCGAUCAACAAUAUCACCUCCAGCUCCCAGGAGAAAGAUCAACAGAAUGCCCUGAAAGUCGUUCGUGCCAGCAAACCCAGAACGAGAAAAUCCAGCAAGUCGAGUGAUUUCAGCGAUAUCACAAACUGGCCCACACCUGGUGAAUUGGCCAAAGAGCAGCAGCAGAAUGUCCUCAACAACAACGGAAAGAAGCCUCCAUCCUCACGCCGAGACAAGGACAAGAGGAGGGAGCGACCGGACAGGAAGUCUGAGAGCAGCCACGACGGUGGCGAGAGCAAAGAGAACCAGGAGGCUCAGCCUGACCCGCUGGCAGACCUGCCCAAAGACGGGGAGUCCAAGACCGGACCGGAUUCGAAGAACAGCAACCUGAAGAAGAGAGGAGGUAACAAACGUAAGUGGGUUUCUCUGCCGCUGGAGGAAGCGUCCCGGGACGAAGGCGCCAAGACGCCAGGCGGGGGCCCGACACGCUCGGACACAGAGCCCACCAGCGACUCACCUGACCCCGCGUCGCCCAAUCACACGCUCCAUAAUAACAGGGCGCAUGAUAGCAGCAGGAGUUGGAGAAGAGAGCCGAGGGAGUUUGGAGACGACACCGGCAGCGUCCGAAGCGACAACGGGAGCGUCCGUGGGGGAAUCCGGGGCCGAGGGAAAGGUCGCGGGCGUGGCAGAGGUCGUGGUCGAGGUCGUUAUGAAUUCUCCAGCUACAGAGAGUCUCAGUCAACUGACGGUUCGAAUGUUCAAGUCCCCGCAGAGUUCGGUACCAACAUGGUUUAUUACUACGAUGACGGAAACAAGGUCCAGAUGUACACGGUGGACGAAAAACUUCUUAAAGAAUACAUCAAACGCCAAAUCGAGUACUACUUCAGCCUCCACAACCUGGAGCGAGACUUCUUCCUGAGGAGGAAAAUGGACGCGCAGGGCUUCCUCCCCAUCUCCCUCAUCGCCAGCUUCCACCGAGUCCAGGCCCUGACCACCGACAUCAGCCUCAUCAUGGAGGCUUUGAAGAGCAGCACAGAGGUGGAGCUGGUGGAGGACAGAGUUCGCUGUAAAACCGACCCGGAGCGUUGGCCCAUCCCCGUCCCUCAGGUGGUGGGUUCACCUCGCACGGACUUCUCCCAACUCAUCAACUGUCCUGAGUUUGUUCCACGACAGACGCUCAACUCUACAAACACCGCUUCAUCGCCUGUAAAGGAGACCCUUCCUGUUUCCUCUGAGCCUCAGGACUCGGCCGAGCGUGGCUCCUCGAAGCAGGACCCCCUCCCAUCCAAAGACUCCGCCGCUAAACUGGACCCCGACGCCUGGAUCCAGGUGGAGAAACGCCACCGGCACACCUCUGGAAAGGCCAAGGAACGUAGUGAAGCUCCACGGCCGAGCCUCCAGACUCCACAGACCGAACCAGACCAGGAGGAACUGGACUUCCUGUUCGAUGAGGAGAUGGAGCAGAUGGCACCGAGGAAGAACAAGUUCACCGACUGGUCAGAUGAGGACGAUUCAGACUACGAGCUGGACGAUCAAGACAUCAACAAGAUCUUAAUCGUCACCCAGACCCCUCCCUACCUUCAACACCCCGGUGGCGACCGGACCGGCAACCAUGAGUCCCGGGCCAAGAUCACAGCAGACCUGGCCAAAGCCAUCAACGACGGGCUUUAUUACUACGAGCAGGACCUGUGGAAGGGUGAGGAGCAGCUGGAAUGUAAUAAGGAAGUGGAGAAUUUUAAGAAGCUGAACGUCAUCAGUAAAGAUGAGUUUGACACCCUCACUCCAAAAGUGCCUGUCGACCCCAACCAGGAAGUCCCGCCCCCACCCAUGCCAGUGGACAGCGGUGCAGAAAUGGCCCGUUCACUGCCUAAAACGGUCCCAGACUCACCCACCACACACCAACCACGAACCCCUAGAACGCCACGGACCCCCGGACGCCAGGACCCCAACAAGACGCCCCGGUUCUACCCGGUCAUAAAGGAGAGCGGCAACAUCGACGGACAGAUGCCGAGGAAGAAGAAGACCCGCCACAGUUCAAACCCGCCUCAGGAGGCCCACAUCGGAUGGGUCAUGGAUUCCCGUGAACACCGGCCUCGCUCCGCAUCCAUCAGCAGCUCCAAUGCUUCUCCAUCAGAGGGAGCGCCACUGACAGGAAGUUACGGCUGCACCCCCCAGUCUCUGCCCAAGUUCUGGCAUCCAUCCCACGAGCUGCUGAGGGACAAUGGCUUCACCCAGCAGGGAUACCACAAGUACCGCCGACGGUGCCUUACUGAGAGGAAACGGUUGGGUAUUGGCCAGUCUCAGGAGAUGAACACCCUGUUCAGGUUCUGGUCCUUUUUCCUGAGGGACAACUUCAACAGGAAGAUGUACGAGGAGUUCAAACAGUAUGCGCUGGAAGAUGCCAAAGAAAACAACAGGUACGGACUGGAGUGUCUGUUCAGAUACUACAGCUACGGUUUGGAGAAGAGAUUCAGGUUAGAGCUGUUCAAGGACUUCCAGGAGGAGACGCUCCGAGACUUUGAGAAAGGUCAGCUGUACGGUCUGGAGAAGUUCUGGGCCUUUUUAAAAUACUCUAAGAUUAAGAACCAACCCAUCGACCCCAAGCUGCAGGAACACCUCUCCCAGUUUAAGAACCUGGAGGACUUCAGGGUGGUGCCCCCCAUGGGAGAGGAGGGAGGGAGGAGGAGACGUCACUCGUCCUCGGCCGGGGAUGAAGGGAGGCGUCGGCGACAUCCUUCCAACUCUACCUCAAAGCCUGCGCAGGCAUCCAAGGCCUCCGGCAGCACCGCCCCGCCCGCCGCCGCCGCUCAGAGCGCCCCACCCAAAGACAACGCCCCAAAACCAGCCCAGGCAGCACCACCUGCCCAGGGGAAGAAACCAGAACCAGGAGGGGGGAAGAAGGAAAGCGCUGCACCAAAUAAAUGAAGCCCCCUCCCUCCCCACGUGUCGGAGGGGGUUUGGAAAUGAGAUCCAGAGCGACGCAGCGGCUCUGAGCUGCUCAUUUCAGCAGCAAAACAUAUGAAGAGAGACCGUUUGAGAGCGUGGUUGACUUAAUUUGGCUGUUUUUAUCAGUGCAUUUCAUUUUAAAGCGAGCAUAGGCAGUGAGCUUGAAUCUGUGCGCCUCAUAACGUUUACAAAAAAAUGCAUUCCCUGCAUUUUGUCUUUACUCUCUCAGAUGCCAAAACUCUAAACAGCACAGCCUGUUGACGUGUGAUUCUAUUUGCCAAGAUCAGAGAUGCUGCAACAGUUCAGUCCUGUGUGCCUUAAUCUGACUCACCAGAAACAGCCAGAGUGCGAUUAGACACAAAAUUAUUCAAAUUCUGCUUCUUUUUUUUUUUUUUUUUAAGUCUUCCUGAUUAAUUCUGACCUGAAUCCUGUGUUUAAAACUGACACAACUCCGUUUCUUUUUUUUUUUUUUUUUUUUCCUCAUGACAAUCAAGUUGAGAUCUGUAUUAAUUUGUGAAGGACUGACGCCGAGGCUGCUGCUCCGUUAACCGACGUGCCCUGACGCAUCACAGCUGAACUGGUUUUUAAUUCAAACCUGCAAGGAAAAAAAAAACAUCAUUAGAAAAUGAUAUUUUUUCUGGGAAGCUUUACUUAAGUCCCGUUUUUACACCCAGAGAUAGUAUAAUUUAUUGUUUUAUUUUUGUGUUAUUUUUUCCAUUUACUUGAUUGAUGGAAUAGUCUUAGGUAAUCAUUGCAGUUUUUAAUGGCUUUUGCUAUUGAAUAUGAUAAAAUUGAGAUGUUUCUGCUGAAAUAAUGGGUGUGAGCUAGCAACAUAAAACUAUAUUUUAGCUUGAAGUUGACUUCGUAUUAUGUUUGAGGUUUGGUGCUUUAGAGCACUUAAAUCCUUCACUUUCCUUUCUUUCAUCGAACGACUUUAAAGAGGUUUUAGAAUUGAAUUUAAAGAAAAAAUGUAAAUACUAUAAAAAUCAUUUGCUAUUCAAUUAUUCUUUUGAUUUUAAGAAGUGAUUUGUUUUAUCGGUAGUGUGGUUUUGAGUGAGUUUUAGGAUAAAGCAAUGCAUGUUAAUGCCUUGAAUUGUAAAAUGCAAAAAAAUAUAAAAUAACAGUUGAUUGUAA
Molecule: messenger RNA, 4822 nt
Organism: Sphaeramia orbicularis (orbiculate cardinalfish)
Lineage: Eukaryota; Metazoa; Chordata; Actinopteri; Kurtiformes; Apogonidae
Gene: larp1b
Product: La ribonucleoprotein 1B
Biological process (GO): positive regulation of translation; mRNA stabilization
Cellular component (GO): cytoplasmic stress granule; cytosol
Molecular function (GO): RNA cap binding
Source: RefSeq, a predicted model, not a curated record